Molecule: messenger RNA, 564 nt
Organism: Fraxinus pennsylvanica
Lineage: Eukaryota; Viridiplantae; Streptophyta; Magnoliopsida; Lamiales; Oleaceae
Source: the annotation of a GenBank genome assembly
AUGCUAUCGUCAGUGCCACUGUUACCUCAUAAUCUCCCUCCAAUGGAGGACACGGGAUUUGCCGCGCUUUUCUUGAAUGGAUUCCAUUGUCUUGCAUUGACUAAAUACCCGUGCAGAGUUCCCAAGAAAGUCGACAGACAAGUCAUCGCGACUAUAAGCCUAAGUCUACAACAUUGUCCUCCCAAUCAAACAUGUAAAGGCUAUAGAGACAAAAGAUUCUAUGCAUCGAUGAAAAACCAAUCAUUCAUUCGUCUUUCCACAAAACCAUCCAAUCCAUGUUCAUGGACACAAUUUCUUCGUUGUUGGAAGGGGAUUCGGGAAUUUCGAUUCUUCCAAGGAUUCAAGUUAUUACAAUCUGGUGGAUCCUCCAGAAAGGAACACAGUGGCAUUUCCAAUAGGAUGGUGGGCAACAAUUUAAAUGCAGACAAUCCAGGAGUGUGGUUUAUACAUUGCCAUCUUGAAGAACAUACAACUUGGGGUUUAGCCAUGGGAUUUAUAGUUGAAAAGGGACCAAAACCGUCGCAAUGUGUGCUACCACCUCCUCGUGAUUUGCCCGCCUGCUGA